Nomia melanderi (Alkali bee) is the source of this 1955-nucleotide messenger RNA. It is a transcript of the gene Srp68, whose product is annotated as signal recognition particle 68. Gene Ontology annotation, cellular component: signal recognition particle, endoplasmic reticulum targeting. NCBI's taxonomy places the organism in Eukaryota, Metazoa, Arthropoda, Insecta, Hymenoptera, Halictidae. Gene Ontology annotation, molecular function: 7S RNA binding; endoplasmic reticulum signal sequence receptor activity; signal recognition particle binding. The record is from RefSeq and is a predicted model, not a curated record. Gene Ontology annotation, biological process: SRP-dependent cotranslational protein targeting to membrane.
CUAUAGUUUCUUUGUGAUUGUCGGGUUCGUGGCGACAGAGGCUUGGUGAAAAGUGGAUACGUGGUUGCGAGACGAUGGUGGUCGAGCAAAGAAAUUCCGAGUUAUUAAAAGAGAACCAAGCAAAUGAUGCUACCGAGCCGAAGGAACAGAAGGCGUACUCGCUGGAAAUUUUAAAGAUUAUUAAAGAAGCACAGCAGCAACAUGGGUUGAGACAUAGUGAUUAUCAACGAUACCGUGGGUAUUGUUCAAGAAGGCUAAGACGCUUAAGGAAAGUGUUAAAAGUUCCACAAGGAGAUAGACGUCAUUUUAAAAGGAAAGAUAUUACACCUGCAAUGAUCACUGAUGACAAAUUUCUACAAAUACCUUUGAUGAUGGCAGAACGUGCUUGGAGCUAUGCUAUGCAGUUGAGACAAGAAUCUAAUACAGAACCAAGAAAGAAAUUUCAUUUAGUAUCUAGACUAAGGAAAGCUGCUACUUAUUCUUUGCAGCUGCAAGAACUAAUAGAGAACAUUAACUGCGAUGCAAGAACAAAAUUAGAAGCUCAAGCAUAUGUUGCCUGGAUACAUGGUUCCUUACACUUUGAAUUACAGUUAUGGAAAAAAGCUAUGGAGAAUCUAAAGAAAGCACAGGUAGUAUAUGGCAAGUUGGCCUCAGCACUACCAGAAUUAGAGCAAGUAAUGUACAAUGCUAGAGUGGAAGAACUUGCUCCUAGCCUUAGAUACUGUGCUUAUAAUAUUGGAGAUACCACUGCCAUAGAUGAUUUAAUGCAAAUGAGAGGUCAAUUGAGUGGAGAGUUGCUAGCUAGCUUAGACUCAUUGAUAGCUCAAACUCGAGAGAAACAAGCUAACACUGAGGAAGUGACUUGGCGUGGUAAAUCUUGUGGUACAGUGCCACCUAGAGCAGCAGGUCUCUUAAUUGCAGACUCAAGAUUGAAUCAAACGUUAGAUAAAACAGUUACAAAUCAAAGUAAAAUCGAUUUAUUAGAAGCACACCUGAUAGAUUGUAAGGAUGCUAUCUCAGCUGUAAGGGACUUCUUUAAGAAUGAGUUGAAGAACAAGGACAAUGAUAAACUAACACCGCCACAACAUUUGAUCACUUAUCUGCAAUACAUUAGGUUGUCGCGUACCCUUGAAAGAAAUCUGGCGUUGAUCAAAGCUGCUGAAGAGUCUGGCAAAGCAAAGCCACAAGAUAUUGUAAGACUGUAUGAAGCAGCUCUCCAUAAUCUAGUUGAGAUUUCACAGUUGCAAGACGAUGAAGAGUUUGUGCGUGAACAAGAGGCAAAGACAAAAAGUUACAGAGCUUUCAGGUGUUAUUACAUGGCUCAGUCUCUAGCAAAUCUGCACAGAUGGAGAGAAGCAAUGCUUUUAUAUCAGAGAUCCGCACAACAUGUAAAAGAUGCAUUAAGUUAUAGUAAAAUGCUUCCUGACUCGUUGAAAGAGGCUCUAGAGAAAUUGGAGACUUCUAUAGAGGGUGCCAAGUAUGCUGCUCAUGCACAUAGCGUAUUGGAAGAAGAACAAGAAGACGAUACUGGAACCAACAAAUAUACGAAGACAAAGAAACCGUUGUAUGAACGCCUGCACGAAUACAGGGAAGAUGCUGCGCUUCUUACAAAGCAGCCUAACGUAUACAAAUUGCCACCAUCUAUGCAGCCUAUUCCUUGUAAGCCAUUGUUUUUCGACUUGGCUUUCAACAUGGUGGAGUUUCCGGAUUUGAGCGAGAAACUCGGUGAUCAGGCUAAGAAAGGUGGUCAGGCAGGUAUUACAGGAUUCGUUAAAGGUCUAUGGGGUUGGGGAAAUAAAUAAGAAAAGUAUAUUAUAAACGAAAGAUACUGGAUUUCUAAUGUUACUGCACGUGGUGCGGUAAUGUGUUUUUACCGGUUCUCAAACGCCUCGAUAAGCAUCGAGUUUUCACUUAUACAGACAGCAAUAUUGAUUAAAGGAAAUAAAGAAAUAUUA